Molecule: messenger RNA, 2708 nt
Organism: Apis dorsata (giant honeybee)
Lineage: Eukaryota; Metazoa; Arthropoda; Insecta; Hymenoptera; Apidae
Exons: 19
Biological process (GO): detection of chemical stimulus involved in sensory perception of smell; sensory perception of smell
Cellular component (GO): plasma membrane
Molecular function (GO): olfactory receptor activity; odorant binding
Source: RefSeq, a predicted model, not a curated record
ACUUCACGACACGAAGGAAGACUAUAAGAAUUAUCGAAGAUAGAAAAUCGUUUUUUUUUUCGAAUGGCAUUUGUGUUGUUCUGAUCAUGGACGCGAGAACAGUGGAAAAAAAUUUUUUGAAAGUCAACAAAAUAUUCGGAUUAAUAACCGGUGUAUGGCCGUAUCAGAAUUAUCGGUCGAAAAUGGCGGAACGAUUCAUAAGUGUCACGGUGAUGAUGAGUGGUUUCGUGACACAGGUUGCAUAUCUUGUAUUGAAUCCCACUAUGGACAAAGCAGCAACGAACUUGCCUUAUUCUAUAGCAUCAUUUGGAACAUUUAUAAAAAUGGGUAAUUACUUUUUGGAUGAAACUAAGUUGACAACAAUACUGAAUCACAUAUUCGAAGAUUGGGCGGCGAUAAAAACCAAAGAAGAAUACGAGAUUAUGUACAAAUACUCACGAAAAGGAUUGCUCAUCACGAUAAGUUAUUUUCUGCACAUUGGUGUUACUGAAACAUUUAUGCUUAUAUGGCCCAUGAUACCGCCCAUUCUGGACAUCAUCAUGCCAUUAAACGUGUCACGGAAACGUAUAUUCUUGUACCCGGCUUAUUUCUGGUUGGACGACGAAAAGUACUACGUGCUUUUACUAGGACACAUGAUAAUCACCAUACUCAUGAUUUGCUUUAUAUUUUGCGCCUGCGAUACGAACUACGUGUACGCUGUGCAGCAUGCAUGCGGUUUGCUGGCAAUCGCCAAAUAUCGCUUUAAAAAUGUAUGCAAAGAUUUGAAAGAAGAUCAUGCCAUGCCAUUAGAGGAAAUCAAGUAUAAGAGUAUAUGCGAAUCGAUCAAGGCGCAUCAACACGCUUUGAAAUACCUGAAGCUAAUCGAAAAUAGUUACCAUACGUAUUUAUUCGUUUCUAUGGGACUGCUGAUAAUGGCCAUUAGCGUGUCGUUAUUAGAGGUGGCAAAUGGGAAAAAUGGUUCGAGAGAAUUAGUGCAAGCUACAUUUUUGUUCGCUCAAUUAUUCCACACGUUCAUUCUCACCGUUCAAGGACAAUUCGUGAUAAACGAAUUACAAGAUGUUUAUGAAUCCAUAUACGAAUCCCCAUGGUACACUUUUUCACCUAGAAUUCGAUCGUUAUACGUGUUAUCAUUGAGAAGUUGCCUAAAUUUUCCCACGUUAACAGCCGGUGGCCUGAUCGUAUUGAAUUUACAAUCUUUCGCAGAGAUAAUCAAAGCAGCUGUUUCCUAUUAUACAGUAAUGCAAACGACAAUUUGCCAAUUUGUUCUUUCUGACAUUUUCAAAUGGAGAUUAAAUUUUGUAAAUGGAAACGUACGCGUUGUAACAAUGCAUUUUAGCAAUUUUCAAAAGAGAUGCAUUUCAAUUGAAAGAUAUGAAUUAUUGACAAACGUUAAAGCGUGCAUUUAUCUUCGAGGUCCGACUUGGUCUAUAGAAUCAUCGAAACGAUUAAUGAGAGUAGCGGCUUCUUUCUUAUGCUUCAGUCGGCUCAGUCUAGAUUUCAUCAUGGAUUCGGAUAUGUUGGAGAAGCGAUUUCUAAAGAUCACAAAAAGAUUCGCGAAGUUGAGUGGUAUUUGGCCCGAUCAAAAUAAGUAUCUCAAAUACAUUUCGUGGAUUAUUAUAUACAUUAUUAGUAUACCUUCUGUUGUUGUACAGGUAGCAAGGAUUGUACAUAUAUCUACUGUAAACGUGAUAGUAGAGCAAUCAGGUAUUGCAACUGCGAUAUUUCUGUUGCUAUUAAAAGAGGCUAACUAUAUUUUGAAUGCAACGAAGGUUAAGUCUCUGUUCAACGAUAUGUACAUGGAUUGGAUGAUGGAUCGGCCAAAAGAAGAACUUGAGAUUAUGUCAACAUAUGCCCAAAGAGGAUCUUUUCUUGCAACGUUCUAUCUUAUAAACGCAUACUGUUGCUCACUUUUAUUCUUACAAGUGCCAUGGACAGCUCGUUUGUCGUACAUGAUAAAAUCACAAAACACGUCCCCGCCUAUGUUACAUGUCAUACCAGGUUACUAUUUUGUCGAUGAUGACCGCGACUAUUAUUACCUCAUCCAACUGCACAUGAGCCUUUCGAUAAUCAUGGUGGUUAUCGUGUACGUCGCCUAUGAUACUUGUUACAUGGUAUUCGUGCAACAUGUUUGCGGAUUAUUGGCCGUGGCUGGAUAUCGGUUCAAACACGCGAUCGACGAUUCUGCUUCGAAGAAUUCCGAGGAAAAGAUAAGAGAGACGUGUAAAAGAAUACGUUCCUCUAUUCAAGGGCACGAACGAGCUAUAAGGUAUUUAAAGAAAAUCGAGGAUACACAUGUUAAUUUACUUUUUAUAUCUUUGGGUCUGAUAAUCAUGUGUUUUAGUAUCACGUUACUAAAGGUCGUUACGAUGGACUAUUGUUUGGAUUUUUAUAAAUAUUCCAGCUUUUUGAUCGUUCAAUUGAUGCACUUGUGUUAUGUGAUGAUUCAAGGACAAUUCGUGAUAGAUUCGUGCAAUGAGAUUUACUGUUCAAUAUACGAAGCGUCAUGGUACAAUAUCAAUCCAAAAAUACAAGCUUUAUACAUAUUAGCAUUGCGAAGAAGUCUAACUCCACCUCGUUUAACCGCUGGUGGUUUAAUAGAAUUGAAUAUGCAAAGUUUCUCAGAAGUAAUAAAACUAUCUGUUUCGUAUUAUACAGUAUUAAGAUCGACGUAAAAACAAAAAAAUUUAUAUAAAAUAUUUAUACGAUGA